AGGCUCCUCCCAAACCAGAAGUAAAAGCUGAAAUAUUUUUUUCUGGGGUCUUCCGUUACGUUGCUCUUAUGAUUGCGGCACGACUACGAAAAUGACCAACAGCCCAAAAUCAGCGUAACACCGCAGGGUUCCUUUUUUUCCGAAUCACACUUCCAACGACUCAGCGCUUGUGAAAUAAAUAUUCCACAGCUCUGUACUAGGAAAUACGACGAUACUCUUGCGUGCUUACCGGUACCGGAGAGAAUCCAACAUGAGCGACACGCUGAAAACUCAGGCUGAUCAGGUCGUUGACCUCAAAGAAUGGGAGCAACGCUGGGAGGAAAACAGAAUUGGCUUUCAUAAUCCACGAGUACACAAGAUGCUGGAAAGUCAUAUUGACAAAGUUUUGGCUGGGCGAACAGGAGUUCGCUUCUUCUUUCCUCUCUGUGGGAAAGCUGUGGAUAUGAAGUGGCUAGCAGACAUGGGGCAUUCAGUGGUUGGAGUGGAAAUCGCCGAAAAAGCCAUUCAACAAUUCUUUAUGGAGAACAACCUGACAUACAGCGAGGAGCCUGUCCCUGCUAUGCCUGGAGUAAAAGUUUUCAGGAACUCCGAGAAAAACAUCUCUGUGUAUAACUGCGAUCUGUACAACGUGUCUAGUUCAGUUGUAGGUCAGUUCGGGGCUAUUUGGGACAGAGGAUCUCUCGUGGCCAUCAACCCAAGAGACAGAGAAAAAUACGCGUCUCUCAUCAUGUCUUUGAUGGCCCAGGACUGCAAAUACCUUUUGUCCACAUUGAUGUAUAAUCCUGAACUUUAUAAAGGCCCUCCUUUUGUUGUACCUGGUGAGCAAAUACCUGGACUUUUUGGAAAACAGUGCAAUGUAGAGCUUCUCCUAUCACAGAACGUCAUCGAAGACAGACACCUGGCUUGGGGCAUAGACUACCUUAUUGAGCAACUGUAUCUCAUCACUCCAAAGAUUCGUUAAAGAUGGAUGAAUUAGCAAUGAUUAAAAAAAAACAAAAAAAUAAAAACCAUGAAUGCAUUGAUCGAUAAAAUACUUGAUCAGUAUUGUAUUAUUUUUCAUCGAAAUCAAGUAUCUUAUUUCAGCAUACAAUAUGGCAUGUUAACACUGUACACAUCAAGUUAAAUAUGUUGAUAUGUGAAUAAAGUCUAUCUCAUCUAUA
Hippocampus comes (tiger tail seahorse) is the source of this 1160-nucleotide messenger RNA. Its product is annotated as probable thiopurine S-methyltransferase. Gene Ontology annotation, molecular function: thiopurine S-methyltransferase activity. The coding region runs from base 251 to 961 and encodes 236 amino acids. The transcript has 9 exons. NCBI's taxonomy places the organism in Eukaryota, Metazoa, Chordata, Actinopteri, Syngnathiformes, Syngnathidae. The record is from RefSeq and is a predicted model, not a curated record.